Messenger RNA from Lolium rigidum, 1047 nucleotides. RefSeq names its product fasciclin-like arabinogalactan protein 11. NCBI's taxonomy places the organism in Eukaryota, Viridiplantae, Streptophyta, Magnoliopsida, Poales, Poaceae. Bases 25 to 834 code for a protein of 269 amino acids. The record is from RefSeq and is a predicted model, not a curated record. The transcript has a single exon.
CCACGUUUAACUGUAACUAACACCAUGCAAGCCAUGCAGAGACUUGUUCUGCUCAUUCUAUCCGUGGCGAUCACGGCGUCGGCGCAGGGCCCUGCUGCGGUGGCGCCCGCCGCCCCGACGACACCGACCCCGGCGGCGCCAACAACGCCGACCCCAGCGGCCCCGGCACCGGCGGCCGGGACGACGAACAUCACGGGGGUGCUGGCCAAGGCUGGGCAGUUCAACACGUUCAUCCGGCUGCUGCGGUCGACGGGCGUGGCGACGCAGAUCGACAGCCAGCUCAACAGUAGCUCCGGGAACGGCCUCACGGUGUUCGCGCCCACGGACAACGCCUUCACCUCGCUCGCCUCCGGCACGCUCAACUCGCUCUCGGACAGCCAGAAGAACGCGCUGGUCCAGUACCACGUUCUCUCCACCGCCAUCCCCAUGUCGCAGUUCGACACGGUGAGCAACCCGCUGCGGACGCAGGCCGGGAGCAGCUCGCCGGGAGAGUACCCGCUCAACGUCACCUCCACGGGAGGGCAGCAGGUCAACAUCUCCACCGGUGUCGUCAACGCCACCGUCGACAACACGCUGUACACCGGCGACCAGCUGGUGGUGUACCAGGUAAGCAAGGUGCUGCUGCCCAUGGCCAUCGCCGGGACGCCCGCGCCGGCCCCGGCGCCGCUCGCACCCACGAAGACCAAGGGGAAGACGCCGGCGUCGUCGGUGGCGGACGCACCCGAGGCGGAGGCGUCCACGGACGUGUCGCCCGCGCCGGUGAGGGUGGUCACCGGGGGUGGCGUCGCGGUGGCGCACGUUCUUGCGUUGGCGUGGGUCUGGUGGGGUCUGUGAUGGCGCCAGAUGUGAAAUGGUAGUCGUACGUGACGUCUCGAUCCACAUCGAUAUUUUUUGGGCACAUUUUGAAGUUGUUGGCUUUUUUUUUUCUUUUUUUGCUUAUUCCACAUCAUUAAUAUCACCGUACUCUAUUAUUGCCAGGGGCAUGCAAAGUGAAUCCGUUAUUACUGUCAAUUUUUUAUGUAAUAUAUUGAGUAAGUUUCAUUUUUC